ACCCCCAGUUUUAGUCAAGUCAGUGGUGCUAUUUUGGCAACCAACAGACACACUUCAUUAGCUUUUGUUCGUCUGUAACUAUCGUUUCAAAUAUCGUAUUUUAAAGUAGCCUGCUGGCUAGCUAUCAAACAGACUAACUUUUCUCAGCAUUUUUAUCUAGCUGGCUAACUUCCUAUUUUUUGCAUUCCUUCUUUGUCUAGCCGACGUUUGUUUUUUGUUGGUGGUUUCUUUCUGGCCAGUUGUUUUCCCCCUGGGUUUUGACUUUUUCUUCCUGACCAGGUUCCAACAGGCAGCUCGGGAGUUGAGAUGUCGAACCGAACAGUGUGCAGAGAAGCAAGUCACGCUGGCAGUUGGUACGCCGCCUCAGGCUCCCAGCUGAAUACACAACUGGAAGGUUGGUUGUCUCAAGCCCAGUCCACUGUCACCCCAGCCAGAGCAAUCAUAGCACCGCAUGCAGGGUAUUCCUACUGUGGCCCUUGUGCUGCACACGCAUACAAACAGAUAGACCCUUCUGUCACUCGCAGGGUGUUCAUCUUGGGUCCGUCUCACCACGUUCCUCUGUCCCGCUGUGCCCUGUCUUCUGCUGAGGUUUAUAAAACCCCUCUCUACGACCUCCGGAUUGACCAGAAUGUCUACGCUGACCUCUGGAAGACUGGGAUGUUUGAGAGGAUGAGUCUUCAGACAGACGAGGAUGAGCACAGCAUUGAAAUGCACCUGCCUUACACUGCUAAAGCCAUGGAGAGUCAUAAAGAUGAGCUCAGCAUUGUCCCGGUGCUGGUGGGAGCCCUCAGUGAAUCUAAAGAACAGGACUAUGGGAAACUGCUCAGCAGGUAUCUGGCUGAUCCCUCCAACUUGUUCAUCAUCUCCUCUGACUUCUGCCACUGGGGCCAACGGUUCCGCUACACCUACUAUGACGAGGCUCAAGGAGAGAUCCACAGAUCCAUUGAACACCUUGAUAAAAUGGGUAUGGGCAUUAUAGAAACACUGGACCCCAUGUCCUUCACCAACUACUUGAAGAAAUACCACAACACCAUCUGUGGACGUCAUCCUAUUGGAGUGCUGCUAAACGCUGUGUCUGAGCUGAGGAAGAGUGGAACAGAGAUGAACUUCUCCUUCCUAAACUAUGCCCAGUCGUCCCAGUGCAGGAACUGGCAGGACAGCUCUGUUAGCUACGCAGCCGGGGUCCUCAUUGUACAUUGAUGUGGUCCACCUCAAACGUGUUCCCAUUGGCACCCUAUUCCCCAUUACACUGCACUACUUUUGACCAGGGCCCAUGGUAGCCUUGUCCUGGGCUCCUGCCCUAUGGGCCAUUCCGGCUAUCUCCUGAUUCUGUAGUGUGAGGCAGCUUGAUAUACAAGUCCACCCCCCUGGACAGGACGCUAGUCUUAUCGCAGGGUCCAUAGGACUCUGGUCAUAGUGCACUAGGUAAUAGGGUGCAAUUUGGGACGCAUCCCUUUCGAAGGGCUACUGCAGCUCUGAACCCCUGAACCUCUAUCGUCAUAACGACGACCUGGACACACCCUAACUCCGCUAGCCAAUGAGAAGAGCUAUUAUAUCCACAGCACCCCACCCUGCCUCCCCCUCUCCCCAGUUGUGAGUCGGGAGAGUUUUUUUUCUUUCAGUCUUAACUUUUGCUUGAAGUUGCAGUUUCUGAGAUUGGUGAGGAGGGAGUGUUGUAGGGGGUAAGGGGGUGUAUUUGGGGGUCUUGUA
Molecule: messenger RNA, 1710 nt
Organism: Coregonus clupeaformis (lake whitefish)
Lineage: Eukaryota; Metazoa; Chordata; Actinopteri; Salmoniformes; Salmonidae
Product: protein MEMO1
Exons: 9
Coding region: 307-1200 (297 amino acids)
Source: RefSeq, a predicted model, not a curated record